AUGGAAAAUCACGAAGAAAAGAAGACUGAGGAAUCAGUAAAAGACAGUUUGAGCGAAGCACGUCGUCGCAUCAGUGAAGAAAGGAACAAGCCUGUAGUUCAGACAGGUGACCACGUGGUUAUUGCAAAAAAUGUCUCUUCAGGUGUAAAGGGAAUUGUUAGAUGGUAUAAUGCGCAUCGACGUUACGGAUUUAUUGCUCGUGAUGGUGACAGCGCUAACGACAUUUUUGUACACCAGAACGCAAUUGCAAAUUCACGUGUCAUCAAGCAGCAUUUGCGCAGUCUUGGUGCGGGAGAGGAAGUCCAGUUUGACAUUGUCAGAGGUAAGCGUGGAUUAGAGGCUGCCAAUGUCACAGGUCCCGACGGUACUAAAGUGAGUUGA
This is a messenger RNA of Enterobius vermicularis (human pinworm), 381 nucleotides long. The record is from the annotation of a GenBank genome assembly. Lineage: Eukaryota; Metazoa; Nematoda; Chromadorea; Rhabditida; Oxyuridae.